AUGUCACUAACCUACCCAGAUACUCAAAAAGACCUAAUUGAUGCGGACAUUCUUAAUCUCCACGCCGAAUAUCUUCCCAACAUCCGCCAGGUCAGCCUCCAGAUCUCCGCCGCCGGUGCCAGCGAUGCUCAUCCAGAGAUCUGCCUUUCCGCGUCCCGACGCGCGGUGACAGUAUCGCUUGAACUCCCAGAACCGACAGGCUAUGUCUCAGAGACGAUCAAGUUGCCCGCCAAGGUAACGGAGAGCUCAAGUCGUCUAUUAAGCAGCGCGACGCGAAACAGCGCGGCAGGCUCGAAUGCAGGGAGCGGGAGGGAAUUCUCGUAUCGGAUGCAGGUCGAUGAUGCGGAACUGACGCAGCGAAACGCUGUGGAAGAGCACAUGGAUAGUUUUGUCCCUUGGUCUGCGGGAGAUAUGCGGCCGUCUACGAAGUUACGGUGUACGCGGUGCGAGGAGGUAAUUCUUGACAGGCCGUCGGAUUUAUCAGAUGAGGAUGGGGCGUCGCAUACGGGCUGGGUGUGGAAAGACCUGCCUAGUGGAAACUGGGCGGAGAUGAUGGAUUUCUGGCACUGCCAUAAGCCGGAUCCGGAGCCGCAUGAGAAACAGGAUGCAACUAAACAGCUGACUGAGGAUGAGAACUCCAAGAUCAAGGGGUAUGGUGCGUCGAAUCAAGUUGUGGCUACGCCAGGGACGGUGCUCGUGGAUGUGGCCACUUUCUUGGUCUACGCUCUAGAGUGUAAGGGCUUGAAAAAGGCCCCGAAGGAAAGUCUCGAUGGCUCUUCUCCGUCUGAGGCGGAGCUCCUCUGCAACAACUGCAACACACUGGUCGGCGUGGAAGACACGAUUGCCAAAGGCUGGAGGCUCUUCAAGACAAGCCUUUCAGCUGCCAACAAUCUUGAAGAUGGGAACUGGGAAGCACACCCUACAGAGCUCAUUGUUGCAGCUCAGCUGUUGGAACUCAUUGAGCGUGAAAGUGCGCGAAGGUUCAUCAUCCAUUGUGGGAAAAAAGAAGGGCUCUUGAUAUGGGUCUUCAACCCAGACAUGCGCUUCUCGAACUCCAGCUCCCAUCACAGCAUCGCCUCACAGCGAGCCAUGAAAGUCUUCUUCCAACACGCGCCCAACGUCGCAGCGUUACUUCACCCAGAGCCCGGGAAAACCUCGUCAUUGUCUUUGGAAGAACUCAGACUGCCCAUGGGCACCUAUGCUUCUCUCACCGCGGCACUGGAGGCAAGCAACGGCAUGCUUCCUCCAUCGGCGCGCUCCUUCCAGGAGAGUUGGCGGGUAGGCGUCCUGCACCGCUUCGAGAAAGCGUUGAGGCACACUUGA
This is a messenger RNA of Aspergillus mulundensis, 1323 nucleotides long. RefSeq names its product HECT-type E3 ubiquitin transferase. Gene Ontology annotation, biological process: protein monoubiquitination; proteasome-mediated ubiquitin-dependent protein catabolic process; protein autoubiquitination. The transcript has 3 exons. Gene Ontology annotation, molecular function: ubiquitin conjugating enzyme binding; ubiquitin protein ligase activity; cyclin binding. Bases 1 to 1323 code for a protein of 440 amino acids. Lineage: Eukaryota; Fungi; Ascomycota; Eurotiomycetes; Eurotiales; Aspergillaceae. The record is from RefSeq and is a predicted model, not a curated record. Gene Ontology annotation, cellular component: cytosol; nucleus; ubiquitin ligase complex.